Messenger RNA from Closterium sp. Yama58-4, 906 nucleotides. Lineage: Eukaryota; Viridiplantae; Streptophyta; Zygnematophyceae; Desmidiales; Closteriaceae. The record is from the annotation of a GenBank genome assembly.
AUGUCCCCAGCCAAAGGUGCAACUUAUACAAUUCUUCCGCCAGCAACUGUGCUAACCAACGGGACGAAGAAGGAGACAAAGGGGCUCUUCACUGCAGAUCCGGUGACUCUGUUUGUGUACGAGCCAGGGCAGGCAGUGUCGGGGUGUGGAAUGCAGCUGGCCUUCCAGGCCAACUUCACCUUUAUCCUCUCAGCUCAAUCGGGUCGCGCCGUGGGCAACAACGGCUUUGCCUUUGUCAUCUCUGCAACAAAACGAGUGGUUAACGGCUCAGGCAUGGGGUAUGGUGGAAUGGACAGCCGGAGCAUGGCGAUUGAGUUUGACACUCUGACGAACAAGCAGCACGGUGACAUAAAGGGCCAGCACGUGGGGCUGAAUAUCCGAGGCCAGGACAGAUUGUUAGCUGCUGUGAGAUUGCCAUUUGUGCUGAAAAACAGAACGCCUUACACGGCAUGGGUGGACUAUGAGCCUGGGGAGCCCGGCACCAUCCAAGUGUUCCUGGCCGCUUCGGCAGUGAAGCCAGCGCAGCCGCUGCUGGAGAGGAGGCUGGCGCUGUGUGAGGUGCUGCAAGCUGGAGCAGAGCAGUUUGCGUUCUUCUUUGGCUUUGUGGCGUCCACCACUGUGAAGCCGCUCCAGGCACAUCUCAUCCUCAAGUCGGCAGUGCACACAAAUGCAAGCUGGGCGUAUGCGGUGGUGGCAAGUGUGGAAGCAGCGUACGGCAUUGCACUGAAUCAGCAGGCUCCACGGCUAUCAGUGGAGUCACUCUUUGCAGCCAUGGGGCUCACCUCCCCAGCAGCUAAGUGCACAGCAGGGGGCUCUCCUGCUGCGGCCUUUCAAAAGCUUCUCACUCUGCCCCGUGGUGGCCUCACAACAGACGGCAAGCAGGUAGGGAACAAGACUAUUAUAUAG